UUAUUCUAUACAGAUAUAAAGAGAAGACUGGGUGAGAAAUUUUCUUCGCCGUUCAAUACAACAACGCGUGCGCUUUUCUUCCAGAGAAGCCAGUAGUCGCUUUAAUGGUAUGUACUUUCAUAGAGACGUGUUAUUUAACGAUGAGAGGUUUUGACUUAACAACGAAUAAUUCGGGUUGUGCAUCUUGUACACUCGAACCACCGCCUGACAUCCUUCAUAUACCGCCACCACCGUUCCCAGCCAUUUUUCAACAUAGCUCAGAUUUUUAUCCACACACGGAUUUAUUAUCGUUUCCAUCUCAUUUUAAUGACAGCCCUUGCAAACAUUUUUGCGAUCGCCGUUCCGAAGGAGUUCAAUACAUAGAAAUGCCUCAACAAGGAACAGUUUUCGAUGACACAUGGUUGCUGGUUCUAAUAUCUUCUUGCAUCGGUGUAAUUUUCAUAGGCAUCGUACUAGCAACAUUACUCUUAAAAUGCAAAUUUAAUAAAAGUGGUAAAAGUGGCGUAAUUUCUAUACCAAAUGCGACAUCUGGUAUACAAGCAAAAAACGGAAGAAUUCAAAAUGAAGCUGUUCUUUACCCCUGUGGAGCUGAUACUAUGCAAGAUAGUCGUGUUAUGUGGGCUACUCUUACACCACGGGGUACUACUAGACAUUAUCUAGAAGAACAUACUUAUGAAACAAUCGGCGGUGGACAAUUUCAUAAACGUGCCUGUUCAACUACGCCAACUGAACAUGUAAAACUUAAGACUUACGCAGAUCCUCCGGUUACAACUCCGAUUCAAAAUCGAUUAAAGGACGACAAAGCUUUUGAUAACACUGCUUUCGUAGAUUACGAAGAACCUUCGUUAAUGAAGACUGACUAUUAUCAACUCAGUGAUGUUUUAGAAUCGAAUGAUCCAAGUAUACAAAGAGGAACAUCGCGGCCACGCGUUAGCUCACCAACACGAAUCGAACAUCCAAAUUUACCACCCCUUAACCUUCAUCCUCAUAAACGUUCUUCUCGUAAAGGAUCUGCUACGUCACAAGCUUCAGAUACAUUAUUAAGAAAUAGUAUUACUUCAUCUACAUAUAUUCCUACCAUAUAAUUUUUAUAUUAAACUUUGGUUAUAUUUCUAGGCUUAUACAAUAAGCGACAGUAAAUCACAGUAUAUUUUGUAUAUAUUAUUUUCACAUCUAGUCAUUUUAAUCAAAAAAUGAGUAUAAGUUUUAAAAAAGUGACUUGGUCGUUUAAAAAUGAUAAAAUCUAGCAAUGUGAUCAAUAUGUAUAAUAUUAUUUAUAUUUUAUUAUGUAUAAGAUAUCAUAUCACUCUCACUGCCAAAUAGAAUAAAAAAAAAACAAAAUGAUUCACUAUAGAUCAAAUUUGAAUAAUCUUUUCAGAUUUAUGUUCUGUAAUUUAUUAAUACAUUUAUAUUACAUUCUAUAAAUUAUAUAGAUAAUGACAGAAUUUAGAGAAAAAAUAGUAUAAUCACUAGUUUAUAUAUUAUCAUAUAGAAAAAAAACUUAUUCAAAAGUUCAUGCCAAAAAAGAGGCUGAUAUAUUAUAUGUUGAAAAAUCUACUAAAAAAAAAUCGUUCGAUAAAUAUAAGAAAAAUUUCAAAUUUGCAUAAUUUGUUACAAAUUUUUUUUUGUUGAAAUUGUUAUAACAAAAUUUACUAAUUGUUUUUAAUUUUAAUUUCGUUAUUGUUUACAAUGUAACUUUUGUAGGAAAUAUAUUGUUUCAAUAAAAAAAGAUCAUUGCUGAGCCUAAA
Molecule: messenger RNA, 1748 nt
Organism: Apis dorsata (giant honeybee)
Lineage: Eukaryota; Metazoa; Arthropoda; Insecta; Hymenoptera; Apidae
Exons: 6
Coding region: 105-1085 (326 amino acids)
Source: RefSeq, a predicted model, not a curated record